AUGCCAAUGUCAACAAAAAGACCGCACGCGCCCGGGCUUUGCAUUUGGAUCCUCGGUCCUAUUGUCAUUCAUUUUUUUUGUUUCCCAGUGACUGUCAUUCAUUUACGCACGUCCACCAUGCGUUCGUCUUUCCUCCUCGCUGGCAACCUUUGGGUCAUUCUGGGCGCAGCUACCUCAGCAAAGCUAGAGCAACGCGAUGAUGUCGAGGAGUGCGUCCAGGAUGGGCUGUUGAACUGUUUCAGCAGUUCACUGGUACAGGCCAGCCAAUUUUGUACCAACUCGAUCGUCACAGCAACUGCAUUCACCGAGGUCGUCACUGUCACCCCUACCGUCACCGUUACCAAUGCCGUCACCGAAACUGCAACUAUCACCGAACCUGUCACCGAACCCACGACCAUCGCACAAAGUCUACCCCUGAAAGCUAGACGCAGGAAAAGGGGCUGCUCCAACAGACUGCCAUUGAGCUGCCUGCGCAGCUUCGCUUCUUCCGUCGAGCCACUGCAGUUCACUUCUGCUUGCGGAUGCAUUGGGAUCACAGCGACUACUGAGCUUGCUACCGUCACUGCUGAUGUCACAAGCACAAUUUUUGAAACACCGACCGUUACCGAAUAUGUCACCGUUAGCCCGACACCUGUGGAGGAAGAAUCUACCCAGCAACCUACAACCGAGCCCACGACAACCGAGCCAGCCCCCACAACUCCAAUUGAAGAGUCUACGCUCGAGCCCACAGCAACCCCGACCCCUGAGGUGACCACGACAACCACUGCCGAAGAGUCGACACUCGAACUCACCACGACAACAGCGCCUGAGCCCACAACAUCCACUGUUUCCGUGCCCGAGUCCACCACAUCAGCAGCACCAUCUCCGUUGAUCACCAACGGGGACUUCAGCGGUAACUCGCUGGAAGGAUGGAGUAUCACCAACAGGGUCGGUACCGGUGCCAGCGUUGGGGUUAUCUCACAGGGUGCUGGCAAUUACGUGAUGGAGAUCCAGUCGAGCUACUUUGUCAGCGCCACCAUCGCCGGACUUUCUGUGUCUCAAACUAUCAACUGGUGUGUCAGCCUCCUCGGGCCUUUACGCAUAGUGGUAUGCUAA
Molecule: messenger RNA, 1095 nt
Organism: Podospora anserina S mat+
Lineage: Eukaryota; Fungi; Ascomycota; Sordariomycetes; Sordariales; Podosporaceae
Exons: 2
Coding region: 1-1095 (364 amino acids)
Source: RefSeq, a predicted model, not a curated record